GUUAUUUGCAAGCAACAGAGUCUCUGGCCCUUGCGUCGCAGAGCGGAGGAGAUCAAGCUGGAAACUUGAAACGACGCAUUUCGCCGGAAAGAGAUAAAUUAUGAUGCUCCGAGGGAGUCUUUCAUCUUGCGAAUUAAAAAUUUCCCAACCAGCUCUUUAUUGGAUGGAGGCUUCGUCACAAGCCGAAAGAAUUAACAAUGUCGCGUUGACACAAAAUUUCUCAUAAUCAAAUCAUCUCCUCUUGUUUUCGCUUCCAGUUCUAUUUCUCGGAGUCUAAAAUGCAGGGCACCAUCACUCUGAAUUCACUAUCCCACAGUCUCUGUUUCCCUCCUUUGUUCACGAACGGAUCCCAGAAAUCCCAAUCCAUCUCCACCAGCUCUGCCAAAAAGUUCAGUGCUUUUCGGGCAAACGUGUCAGCUUUGACACCUGCGGCAACACCCACAAGCUUUGGGUUCAUGAAUUUGAUGGAGACAUUCACUGUGGACGUGCAAAGAGCAGAGAACAGGCCAUUGAACGUGCCCUUGAUUGCUCCUUUUACGAUCGCUUCUUCGAGAUUAGACAAGGUGGAGAACGUGGCGAUUAGAGUUGAAUUGAGGAAUGGUUCGGUCGGGUGGGGAGAGGCGCCAAUCUUGCCCUUUGUUACUGCGGAGGAUCAGCCUACUGCCAUGGCCAAGGCUGCUGAGGCGUGUGACUUCUUGCGGCAAACUCCUGCGCUGACAUUGGGCUCCUUGUUGAAGGAGAUUGAGGGUAUUCUUCCAGGCCAUGAGUUCGCUUCGGUCCGGGCAGGGGUGGAGAUGGCAUUAAUUGAUGCUGUUGCUAAUAAUAUUCGCGUGCCACUUUGGAGGCUUUUUGGUGGAGCUUCAAAUACCAUAACCACUGAUAUAACAAUCCCAAUUGUUGGCCCAACUGAAGCAGCUAAAUUGGCUUCAAAGUAUCGGAAAGAAGGAUUUAAGACUUUGAAGCUCAAAGUAGGCAAAAGCUUGAAUUCAGACAUAGAAGUUCUUCAAGCUAUACGUGUUGCACACCCUGAGUGUCAAUUUAUUCUGGAUGCUAAUGAGGGAUACAACCCCAAUGAAGCUGUGGAGGUUCUUGAAAAACUACAUGAAAUGGGCGUAACUCCAGUUCUAUUUGAACAACCAGUUCAUAGAGAUGAUUGGGAAGGUCUUGGAUAUGUAAGCUUUGUAGCAAGAGAUAAAUAUGGUGUAUCUGUGGCUGCUGAUGAGAGCUGUCGCAGUCUAAAUGAUGUUUCCAGAAUUGCAGAGGGAAACCUAGCAGAUGUGAUUAAUAUCAAACUCGCCAAAGUUGGAGUUGUGGGAGCCCUUAACAUUAUUAAAGUGGCAAAAGCUGCAGGAUUAAAUUUGAUGAUAGGUGGUAUGGUUGAGACAAGACUAGCUAUGGGUUUUGCUGGCCACCUUGCCGCUGGCCUUGGAUGUUUCAAGUUCAUUGACCUGGAUACACCACUUCUUCUUUCCGAAGAUCCAGUCCUUGAGGGCUAUGAAGUUUCAGGUGCCACUUCUAAGUUCACAAAUUGUAGAGGCCACGGUGGAUUCCUUCAUUGGGAUAACAUUGCUUGAAACGAGAGCUCUGAAUGUUCUCAAAAACUCUUAAAUUCCAAAAAGCAUUAUUGGACUAGUUGCAUCAGCCCUCUGCAAAAGGCUUUCACGUAGAUAGAAUAACAAUUGCAAGAGGAUAAGCGCUUGGAUAAUAAAGUGGUGUUGUCAUGACAUUGGUUGAUGGUAAUUACAAUAACAAGCAUGAGUGAAGAUUUAUUUUGCCUUGGAACUGGCUAUCAUUAGGAAUUUGCCAUGCAUUGUACUUAUCUGUGGAAAAUAAAUGCUCUUGAGGCUUUGAGCCAAAUAACAAAUAGUUGCAAGAAGAUAGUUUUUGAUUAUGUUGUAUUUCCAAACUCAAGUUUGGAACCACAAUUUAUCUUGUUGCGAUUAUGCAUUGAAUAGUACUAAUAAGAAACUAUUUCCUGUGCA
Prosopis cineraria is the source of this 1982-nucleotide messenger RNA. RefSeq names its product L-Ala-D/L-amino acid epimerase. The transcript has 7 exons. NCBI's taxonomy places the organism in Eukaryota, Viridiplantae, Streptophyta, Magnoliopsida, Fabales, Fabaceae. The record is from RefSeq and is a predicted model, not a curated record. Gene Ontology annotation, molecular function: racemase and epimerase activity, acting on amino acids and derivatives. Bases 279 to 1574 code for a protein of 431 amino acids.